GAGACCAUCGGCGACGCGUAUAUGGUAGUAGGUGGAGCGCCGGUGCAAGUGAGCGAUCAUGCAGAGCGAGUUGCAGAGCUCGCACUGGCCAUCAUUGCCGAGGCCAGCACGGUUCCUGAUCCUGUUUCUGGCAGGCCGCUGCAGGUCCGCGCCGGCAUGCACUCAGGCCCGGUGGUGGGCGGGUGCGUGGGGGUCAAGAUGCCCCGCUACUGCCUGUUUGGGGACACCGUCAACACCGCGUCGAGGAUGGAGGCCUAUUCACUCCCCGGGAAAAUUCACGUGACACGACAAACUUAUAUCCUUCUGAAAGGUCGCAAUUACAAAUUCACUCAACGAGAGCAGCUCAACAUCAAAGGAAAAGGAGCCAUGGUAACUUACUUCCUGGACAGCGGACCAACGGCCACUGGUCUGCCACCCUUGUCGCCUUCUCGUGCCGUCCAGGUCAUGGAACCUCGAUCUCCCCCGGGUUCCAUACCUGAUGCUGCUGCCAACAGUCCCAGCGCCUCAACGGUGGAAGCAGGACUCAAGAGUUCCUACGCCAGCUUGUUAUCCUUCCCCUCCAUGAUACGCACCAGCUCCGCCGUUCACCCCGCCAUCACGGUGACUAAAUCAGCCGGGUCCGCCUCAAGUUUGACUGGCGAAGGUCAAGGGACUGUCAACUCCCACAGAAGACUGACUCGAAAAUUAUCACCAAAUAUCCCUUUUGACGAAUCGAAUGAAGUCGUAGCCGUGAAUUCCUGUUCGGAUAAGAUUUCGAAUCGGGCUCGGUUACCAGGGAGUGCGAACAGUGACUCGGAAAAGGUAUGCCUCACUAAUAAGCACUCUUGUGAUCUAUCAGUACUGUCAUCGGAAUUCUUUAUACCUAACGACAAUAUGAAUCAAGGGCAAUCUAAAAAUAAUCGAGCCAAGAAAUUUGUAAAUUGCAAAUCAUCCGUCUGUGUUAUUAUUUGAAAGUAUUUAUGUAUGCAGAAUGAUUCGUGCACUGAUAAAUCAUAUACACAAACGACAACAUUUAACGUGAACGGACAUACUAGGGUAUUUUCGUGCAUUUGUGUACCAUGUGAAAACAAGUAUGUUUACAGAGAUCUCACAAAAAAAAAUCUCAAAAAAAUAAUGUGUACCAUGUGAAAACAAGUAUGUUUACAGAGAUCUCAAAAAAAUAAUCAUCCAUAUAAUGUAUGAAGUUGGUUUUUGUGUUCAAUAUUUUCUUGCCAAAGCCAUUAUUUGUCCACUGUGUAUGUCAUUGCUGUCUAGACAUGGUUUGGGUUUUACAGUGACUAUCAGACAAUGAUAUUUGAUUACAAUAGUCUUGGUGAGAGUAACACGAGGAACAAUGUUGCUGCUGUUUCUCGUAACAAACCAGCUAAUAACCGUUUGUGUUCAUGAGUAGUCCCAUUACGUGCGUUGCGUCGGUAAGGCCCGGCGUCCUCUUGAAAGUGGCCAUGAUAUAUUAGCUCUGCAGAUUGGACCAGUGUAGUAAUUGGUAAUUAUAUUGGUCGUUGAAUGAGUGAAUAGCGGUAGUAACUCCCGUGACUUCACCAACAUGUUUUAUUAUGAGUGCAUGUUUUAUUAUAAGUGCAUUUUUUUUUGUUGUGCCAAUCUAACUAAUCGUCGAAUUAAAGUUGCAGAGGCAGAUCUGUAUCAAUUCGUUAGUCUAUGGAAAUCCGAUUCCUUGUUUCUCGUUGGCGCACUCGCGUAAUUAAAUCCCCGUAAAAAAACGCCUAACGCGAGAUUUCUCCGCAAUUUCGAGAGAGAGAGAGAGAGAGAGAGAGA
Molecule: messenger RNA, 1773 nt
Organism: Penaeus chinensis
Lineage: Eukaryota; Metazoa; Arthropoda; Malacostraca; Decapoda; Penaeidae
Product: guanylate cyclase soluble subunit beta-2-like
Exons: 3
Coding region: 22-951 (309 amino acids)
Biological process (GO): intracellular signal transduction; cGMP biosynthetic process; receptor guanylyl cyclase signaling pathway
Molecular function (GO): guanylate cyclase activity; peptide receptor activity
Source: RefSeq, a predicted model, not a curated record